Messenger RNA from Neopsephotus bourkii (Bourke's parrot), 2039 nucleotides. RefSeq names its product zinc finger DHHC-type palmitoyltransferase 12 (gene ZDHHC12). Lineage: Eukaryota; Metazoa; Chordata; Aves; Psittaciformes; Psittacidae. Gene Ontology annotation, molecular function: protein-cysteine S-palmitoyltransferase activity. The record is from RefSeq and is a predicted model, not a curated record. Gene Ontology annotation, cellular component: Golgi apparatus; endoplasmic reticulum. Bases 49 to 834 code for a protein of 261 amino acids. Gene Ontology annotation, biological process: protein targeting to membrane; peptidyl-L-cysteine S-palmitoylation. The transcript is spliced from 5 exons.
CAGGCACCGCCCUCGGGAGCCGCCCGCCCUUCCGGGCCGGCGGGCGCCAUGGGUGGCGGGCGGCUGUGGGUGAGGGUGGCACACACGGCCCUCAGCUGUGGGCUGGCGCUGGGGCUGUUCCUGCACCGCACAGAUCUGCAAAAGCAAGAGGAGCGCGGGGAGCUGCUGCAGCCGCUGAUCUUCGUCUCGCUGGUUUUGUGCUCGAUCCUGCUGUACUUCAGGGUGUGUCUCAUGGACCCAGGUUUUGUUAAGGCUGAAGAGGAAGAGAAGGCAGAGAAGAGUGAAGAACAAAGUGUGGUCAUACCUCUGGUUCCAAGUAAUGUUAAGCUGCGGCGUUGUGGUUACUGCAUGGUGAAGCAGCCGAUGCGAGCCAGGCACUGCCAGCUGUGCCAGCACUGCGUGCGGCGCUACGACCAUCACUGUCCCUGGAUUGAGAACUGCAUAGGAGAAAAGAAUCACCCCUUCUUUAUAGUCUACCUGAGCGUGCAGCUUGUUGUGCUGGUGUGGGGAGGUCAGGUUGCUUGGUCAGGCCUCUACUUUGAACUGUCCUGGGAGUGGCUGAAUCACAACAUUUUCCUCCUCACAUCCUUUCUCCUGAUAGUUAUAUUCACCAUUGUUGUUGUGCUGCUGCUCAUUUCACACCUCUAUCUGAUCUCAUGCAACACCACCACCUGGGAAUUCAUGUCACAUCAUCGCAUCUCCUACCUGCGACACUCUGAGUUGGAGAAUCCCUUUGACCAAGGGGUCAUCCUCAAUCUCUGGAGAUUCUUCUGUUCAUGCCACCUGACUGCAUGGGAGAAAAUCUAUUUUCACAGGAACAAUGAGCCUGUCUAGUCACAGCAGCACCUACCUGGUAGAGUGCCAACACAUCUGCUGCGUAAAGCUUUGCUAAUGCAAUUGCUGCUCUUGCCUUAGAUGGAACUUCAGUACAUCAUGAACUAUGCAGCUUAUUCCACAACCUGUUCAUCCUGCAGAUUACACUUCAAGGAUAAGUCAGGGUUAUUUUUUUUACAUAUGAAUAACACUGUUAAACACUGGGUCUGGGAAGGGCAGCAGAGCCGAGUUCUGGAUGGAGCAAAGGUCCAAAUUUACUUCCUUUUGCAACUGCAUCCAUAUCUCCCCAGAAGAGACAAACGAACAGUGUGAUCAUCCACGUUCACUUCCCCAAAGCUUCCCUCUCUUUCUGCUGCCAAGGAACAGCAAUUACAGACAAAAUCAGCCAGAAUCAAUAUAAUUCCUGUGGCCUUUCUUCAACCUAGUUCUCACUGUGAGAACUGCAGUGCCUUUUGUCAGUAGUGUUAGGCACGUAAUAGAAAUACUUGAGUCAAUAUUUGGAUAGUCAAAGGCAAAUUUCAUUUUGACCACAUGCCUCAACUUAGUGCUUUUUUACCAAGAUCUGAGGCUUUAAUAGUGUUAAUGUGCAUGAGAAACAGCUGUAAAACAGUACAUUCAGAUUAUGAGAUAAUUAGCCUGUACUUUUUUAUGCCCUGACCAGCUUCCUGAGGGUUUUUUCUCUAAGCUGAUGGUGCUGUUAACAAUUCACAGACUAUUUUUGAAUCAACUCAGCAAAUAAUGAUACCAACAUACUUACGUACAGAAUUAUUUCUGCAGAUAACUUCAUGCUCAGGCCUUUACUGUAGCUUGUGGGGAGAGAACCAGUAGCAGAGGUGGGUACUUCUUGCCUAGCCCCAGUAACACUAUUGGCAAUAUUACUACCUCAACUAAUAAAAGUUUAUAAAAGAAUACCAAGUUUCAGUGCACGAGGAAAGAUUGUAGGUCCUAUGUGUUCAACUGAGAUGAAGGAGUGCUGACUGACAGCCUUCUAGGAUAGCAGCAAGCUUACUUGUGUUCCAGUGGAAUAAAAGGUCACACUUCCAUAAUGAACUAAAGAAAGUAUGGGAUGACCAAUUUUAACUUUAAAAGUAGAAAAGGCUGUGGUGUGAAGUUUAGUCCUGAGCCUUUUCUGUAAGAAAACCCCCAACAAACCAAAAUCAACAACAAAAACAAACAAGCAGCAAAAUAAAAUUUAACAUUAAAAU